Neospora caninum is the source of this 972-nucleotide messenger RNA. RefSeq lists its product as hypothetical. The coding region runs from base 1 to 972 and encodes 323 amino acids. The transcript has a single exon. NCBI's taxonomy places the organism in Eukaryota, Apicomplexa, Conoidasida, Eucoccidiorida, Sarcocystidae. The record is from RefSeq and is a predicted model, not a curated record.
AUGUUGGCAACUGUUCGUCGCGCAUCAAACAGCGUUUUGCAAACGCUGACGGGGCGAGGAGACUGGGACCCGCCUCCGAGUGUGUCUGGAGAGCCUUCGCCAGUUUUAACGCGACAAGCGAGUCGCCGCUGCGAAGCGGAGAAAGGAGGCGGGUUAUCCUUCUCUCGAUCUAAUCGCUCUCGUGGGAGUAACGCGAGUUCCAGCUCGAUAAGCGGAUUGGGUUUUCCUGGCGCUGCUUCAGUAAACCCGUGGGGCUUCCGAAGUUCGUAUGUGUCGCGAACUGGAGCCGGAAGCUCUGGCGCGGGCGCGGCGCCCUGCCGCGCCUCGCGCGUUUCGACAGAGGGAGAACCCGAAGAAUAUUCCAUCUAUUUCGGCGGGCAAAACGACCCCGUGGCGCAGCCGCUUCAGACGCUGGAGAUCUUUGGAGCCGCCAGCAAACGCGCAGACGAACUGCGAGCCCAGAGAGGCGCUGAAGAAGUGAGAGCCGACAGAGGCGGAAACGCGGGUCUGCGGUCGAUUCUCGUCGUUCGCAACUCCCAAGGUGGUCUCUACGGCGCCGGCAGCACUCGGCCAUCCUGCCGAUCAAUACAGAACCGCGUUCGCUUCACGGAGGUGAAUGAACUGCGGGAAUACUAUCCCUAUGAAACGUUUCGUACUCGCGAGGGCCACGCCGUGUCGGAACAUCCACUGCUCGCGUCAUUGCGCAACAUCCUCUUCCGGACGCAAAGCGACAAACGCGCAGUCGAGCAACUCGCAGAAAAAGUACAGAUAAUGACUGAGAGAACUUCUGCUGUAGCCACAGCCAUUGACUCGUGCGUGAACUCUUUUGAGCGGGGAGCAGAAACAGUAUACACGAAGGAGUCAGUGGCAGAAACGCUGGUGCGAGUCGACGACGCCCACAAACGGUAUCAAGCAGAGAUCCUGCAGGAAGAGAGAAGGACAAAAUGUAGGGCGAGAAGGCGUUCGGCUUGA